Molecule: messenger RNA, 3776 nt
Organism: Mangifera indica (mango)
Lineage: Eukaryota; Viridiplantae; Streptophyta; Magnoliopsida; Sapindales; Anacardiaceae
Exons: 5
Coding region: 615-3542 (975 amino acids)
Source: RefSeq, a predicted model, not a curated record
CUACGCCACUCUCGAGCCGACGUCCAGCACCUUUCACAGCACAGAACAACAACUCAUCCUCUUUUUGUUCUUUUCACUGAAAUGCCAGUUCCCAGCAGCGUCUUUUGAUUACUAAACCAAUCCCAACCUUAAUCAAAAACCAUUCAUUUUUCAAUUCAUCUGAUUGUUAUCAUUAUCUCAUCACCGUCAAAAUCAAAACCAUCUGUCUUUCCAACAGGAGAAUCACUUUCUCUUUGCUUCAAGAUAUGUCUAUGCCCACUUUACAUUACAUUUGAACAGUUGUUUACUGGCUCUGCAUUCUGUUCGUGCUACCCCUCUUGUCGUUUACUCUUUCUGUGCUGUUGUUUUUCCAACCAGACUUACACCAUUUUGGUGUUGUUUCUUUUGGGGAUUUUUUUCACUCAUUGCGUUUUCUUACGGCCCUUUUGUUCAUUUUUAUUAUUUCUCUUACUUACAUUGCGUAUUCUAAGCUCUUUGGAGCUUAGUUUUUAUCAAGAUAGAUGGGGAUUUUUUGGAUUUUGUAAUGUGGUGGGAGUGAUUUGUGAGUAGAGUUUGUGGAGGCUCUUCGGCUUGGGUUUCAUUUACAUUGUGUAGUUAGUUUUUCAGUGAGAGAGAUGAAUGAAAACACAGGGAAAACGGCAUCGUGUUCGGCCAUAACAGAGAAACGGGCGCAUAGACCUGGAGGUUGUAUCGGUAUUUUCUUUCAACUCAUUGAUUGGAACCGUAGAUUUGCUAAGAAGAAGCUUUUCUCUAGGAAAUUACUCCCUCUAGCUCGAGGAAAACAAGUUUCAAAUAAGUUUGGAGGGGAUGAGAAGAUGCCAAAAACCAAGCUUCACCUGAUUGCUAAUGAGAACAGUGGGGGGUUCCCUAAUGUGAAGAAAAAUGGUAACCGUAGUAGUGUUGUUGAUUUAGAGACCAAGCAUGAGAUGAAAGCUCCGAGCUUGGUUGCUAGGCUGAUGGGUCUUGAAUCUAUGCCAACCGUACCAAAAGAUAAUCCCAAGAAACCUUCCUUGGUUGACUCUUGUGAUGUUAGAGUAGAGAAGUUUGUGAAUGAACAUAGUGGAAGGGAAGAUUUGAGUUUGGAGAAAGGUGGUGCUAGGAUUGAAUCUAGGCCUCAGAAGAUACAAAAGACUGGGCAGUCUGAGAGAAUGGCAGUGACUAGGUUUAAAGCUGAGGCUUUGCAAAUUAAGAGUGUUUUGUCACGAUCAAGAAAACUUCAGUCCAAAUUUGCUUCUCCUGUUAAGAGUCCUAGAGUUUCCUUGGCAAGGAAUGUGUCAAGGACCUCCAGGUUGAUUGAUGCUGCUACUAAAAUUUUGGAGCCUGGUCUACAAGCUACAAAUAGAGCAAAAUCGGCGCUUACUUUUUCAAGUUCAACUCAUAAUACUGUCUCAAAUGAGGAUUUUACGGAGGCCAGACUGGGGGUUAUGUCACCAGAGUUGUCAAAGCAGUCUGGUUAUACUAUGAGUGCAGGUAAAUCUCUGAUGGCACAGACUUCUUGUAGAAAUUGUGGUAAUUUCCUUGAUGUUGUGGACUGCCAACCAAAUAUUGAAGAACAAUCUUUUGUUUGUUCAUCCCCCGCUUCAAAUUUAGUCAAUAUUUCCUCUCAGGGAUCUGGAAAGAGUAAAUCAAAGCUUUCCGUAUCUUCCAUGGACAGAGAAAGAGUUGUCAAUUUUCAGCAAUGUGACCAACCUAUAUCUCUGAAUGCUGUAGAAAAUGAUAAUUGCAAUACACAAUCAGUUAGGACACCCAGUCAAGAUAGGAAGUCUCCAUUGCAAGUAGGCCAAGCUCAGUGGCAUUUGACAAGCCAGCAUGGCAAGCCUUUGAAAGAGGAACCAUCUUUUUUUAAUUUUAAACAAAAGACUCAAAACCAAAAUCGAGUGUCCUUGGAGGGAGAUAGGAUCUCCUCAAGGGCCAAACUGAGUAAUCUGCAAAGCAAGAGAGUCUCUUCACCUGUAAAUAAUGUUUCGGGGGCCAAAGAUUCUGUUUCUUUAAACCAAAGUGCAAGUGGUCGCAUCCAGGCUAGGGUGCCUGCCAAACUAGAGAAUUCUUCUUCUGCUGCAGAGAGAAAAUCUUUUAACCAGCAAGAUGACACUUUAUUACAGGCAAGGACCCCAGUAAGGAAGAGGAGGACUGUUGGUGUAAAUGGACAGGUUGAAAGUACUGGCUUUGCCAAUUCCAUGCUAGAAAAACAAAGAAAUGUUAGGUGUGAUGUGGGGAAUGGAAAAGAGAUAAGUCGAAAUGCACGUUCUGUAGAUCAGAAUUCUGCCAAAAGUAGAGCGGCCAGGCACAGGGAUGGUAGUAGACCUAUUGGAAAUAAGGAAAGUAAUGUUAUUUCUUUUACAUUUAAUUCUCCAAUUAGACACAGGAAUUCAACUGAGGUGAAAGAGCAAAUAAAGGAGGAAAAUGACCGUGCUAGUAGGAAUGCAUACCAGCAAAAGUUAGUGGAUGGAAAUUAUGGCUCGUCUCAGCAAAAGCAAUGGCCAUUGAGAGGAGAUGCUUUAGGUGCCCUACUAGAGGAGAAAUUGAAGGAAUUGACUUUGCAAGAGGAUAACUUGAUAGCAGCAGGCUCCUCACCUAAGAGAUCCACUGCUAUGAUUCUUCAAGAGCUUAUAUCAGCUUUGACUACAGACCAGCCUAUCCCUCAGGAAGGUCAUGUAUCUGAUACAGAUGUUGCUUUCCAGACCAAAGCAAAGACAAAAGGGACUUUGGUUGAAUUUGCACGUGAUGGUGAUCAUCUUAGUCCUGGUUCUGUUCUUGAAGCUUCACUUUUGAAUGAUAGCUGCUUCUCAAGUAGCAUAGAUAAUAGCUCAGCGCAUAGGCUGAAUCUUGAUUCCAUGGAUUACUCCCAGGAUCAGUUGCAACCAGCAGAAACUUACACAGACCUUCUGGAUUCUGCAACCUCAUUAAACAAAGGAAGGGCUGGUGAUCAAACAGUGAUUGAACUUAUAAACCAGAUUUCUAGAUUCCUGCAUAGUAUCAAUUAUGCUGGGCUAGGAUUAACAGGAAGCAAGCUAACUUAUGCAAAGGAUGUUAUCUUGAAUGCCGAGUUGUUGUUUGGAAACACGAGUCUUCUAGGUGAAGUGAGAGACUUUCUUGUAUCUUCGGUUGUACUUGAUGAACUUGAAGUUCUUGCUACUGCUAUGUGGCCAAAUUUCAAUUGCCUUCUUGGGUUUGAAGAGACAAAAGAGAGUGUUCAGCUUAGAGGAUUUCUUUUUGACUGUGUAAUAGAAUGCUUUGAUGUAAAAUAUGUUAGACACUGUAACUCCGGAUUCAAAGCUUGGACAAGAUUGCCAUUACGAAUGAAAGCAGAGAUGCUGAUCCGAGAGGUUGGGGAGGAGGUUAUAAGGUGGACUCAUUCGGCUGGUAUGACCCCUGACGAGGUGAUAGAAUGUGAGAUGAGUCAUCAUUCCUUGGGAAAAUGGACAGAAUUUGAUAUAGAAACUUUCGAAACAGGUGCUGAAAUCGGCUUGGACAUACUUCAGAUUUUGGUUGAGGAGACUGUGAUGGACAUCUGGGAGCGCAAAUGCUUUUGCAUUUCAUGAAGCCCUUCUAUUUUGUGAGUUUCUUUUGUUGGGAAGAUGGCCUUUUUUGCACAAAUUGAAGGGAUAGUCUUUAUUAACAAGGGGGAUCAGUGGAUUCUUAGAGAGUAUUGUAAUCAUGCACAUGGUUCUUUUUGAUCAUCUGAUGUAACUUCAAAAAGGCUAACAGCUCUUGACUAGUCUUUCAAUUGGUAGUGUAUGGUGAUGAAAUUUGCAAGGUGAAAAUCUUUUCGGUUC